Molecule: messenger RNA, 1330 nt
Organism: Harmonia axyridis
Lineage: Eukaryota; Metazoa; Arthropoda; Insecta; Coleoptera; Coccinellidae
Product: proline-rich protein 4-like
Exons: 2
Coding region: 112-1224 (370 amino acids)
Source: RefSeq, a predicted model, not a curated record
CCAAAGGUGGUGGUCGAAGAACAGCGAAAGCCCACUUAUGUAUAAAAGUCAUUGGAGACUCCCCAAAAUCAUACAGUUCACUUCUUGAACUAACACACUAAACCUUCUUGCAUGAGCGCUACCAUGAAGCAAAUGCUGGUGGUGACUAUCUUAGUCCUCUUCGCAGUGGCAUCAAUAAAUGCCGAGGCAGAGGAGAAGAAAUCUGUUGCCAGCGACAAGAAACAGACAAAGCGUGGAUUACUGAGCUUGGGUUACGGUUACGGCAGUGAUAUUGACCACGGUUAUCUUGUGGGUCAAGGAGGCCACGACAGUGGUAUUGGUAUCGGAGGAAGUUACGGAAACUAUGACGGUUAUGCCGCCAUUGAUCUUGGUAGCAGUAUCCAAAAAACUGUAACCAUCACCAAGGGUAUCCCCAUUCCUUAUCCAGUUGAAAAACAUAUUCCUUACCCAGUAACCAAACAUGUACCUUACCCUGUCAAGGUAGCAGUGCCAGCUCCAUACCCAGUGGAGAAACCAGUACCAUACGCAGUGAGAGUACCAGUUAAGGUUGCAGUACCAGUACCCCAGCCCUACCCCGUUGAGAAGAUCGUACAUGUACCUUACAAAGUUUUCGUUGACAAGCCAUACCCAGUGAAAGUAUUAGUGCCCCAACCUUACCCAGUUACCAAACACGUUCCAUACCCAGUCAAAGUACCAGUCCCAGCACCUUACCCAGUAGAGAAACGUGUUCCAUACCCAGUUAAAGUACCAGUUCAUGUGCCACAACCUUACCCAGUAGUCAAACACGUCCCAUACCCAGUUAAAGUACCAGUUGACCGUCCAUACCCAGUGCAUGUACCCCAGCCAUACCCAGUUCAUGUUGAGAAGAAGAUCGCUGUCCCAGUAGACAGACCAGUACCAUACCCAGUCAAGGUACCAGUUGACAGACCAGUACCCUACCCAGUAGAGAAGCCAUAUCCAGUAGCAGUUAAAGUACCAUAUCCAGCACCUUACCCAGUAGAGAAACCAGUAGCUGUUCCAAUCAUCAAACAUGUUGGAGUACCAGUCAAAAUCCCAGUUGACAGGCCAUACCCAGUAACCAUUGAAAAGCACGUCCCAUACCCAGUUGAAAAGCCAGUCCCAGUACCAGUCAAGGACUACAGUGGUGAUUAUGGUUCCUACGAAGGUGGCUACCAGGGUGGUUACCAAGAAAGUUACGGAUAUGACAGCUACGGCCACAAAUAAAUCGUCUCAGAAAUCCACACUAUGUGUGCUUCUUGUAUAUUCUGUUUCUUAUUUAUGUGACUCCUAUGUUAUCUAUUCUUAAUAAAUUUCUGUUUUAUUUUUAUAA